This is a messenger RNA of Enterobius vermicularis (human pinworm), 2142 nucleotides long. Lineage: Eukaryota; Metazoa; Nematoda; Chromadorea; Rhabditida; Oxyuridae. The record is from the annotation of a GenBank genome assembly.
AUGGAUGUAUUGGAAAAGCGAAAACAAUUUGGUACGCGUUAUUUGAUUAAUGAAUCAGAGACCUUUGAUUAUAAUGCCUGGGACAAUGUGGAAUGGAGCGAAGAACAACUGCAGGAAGCGAUGUCAAAGAUUGCUGAACAAAAGAAAUUCAUGGUUGAUGUCGAAAAAGCUGGUACAUUAGUUGACAAUCCGCGUAUACAGUGGGAAAAUUUUUAUGGCAAACAUGGAGGAAAAUUUUUUAUGAAUAGAAAUUGGAUUUUGACCGAAUUUCCCGAGUUAAACACGCAGAAUUCGCUGAUAGUUAAUAAUGGCAUUCAGGUUUCAGAGCAUUCUCUGCAAAUAUUGGAAGUGGGAUGUGGGGUGGGGAAUACUGUGUUCCCUUUGCUGAACAAUACGAAAUCUGGUCACCUCUUUGUUCACUGUUGCGAUUACUCGUCUAAAGCUAUUGAAAUCUUGAAGCAGAACGCAAAUUAUAAUGAAGAUGUUUGCCAUGCUUUUGUAUGGGAUAUAUCAAAAAAAACAACUGACGAAAUUCCUGAUGAAUCGCUUGAUAUUAUUCUGUGCAUUUAUGUUAUCUCUGCUAUUCCGCCGGGAUUGCAUAAUAAGGCUCUGCAAAACUUGUGCAGGCUGUUAAAGCCAGGCGGUCUUCUUCUCUUUAAAGAUUACGGUCAGUAUGAUUUAACGCAGUUACGAUUCAAGAAAGACCGCAUGAUAGACGACAAUCUGUAUUGUCGCGGGGAUGGAACACUGGUAACUUAUUUUACCCAGGAAGAACUCGAUAAAUUAUUUACGUCUUGUGGUCUGGUGAGGAUUCUGAACAUCGUAGAUCGUCGACUCAUUAUGUUUAUGGACGACCUUUAUUAUUCGAGUGCAGAAAUCGUCCGACAAGCUCUGAAUAAGGAAAGGAGCGUACGUUCCGCUGUCUACGAAAGUAGUUUUAAGAACAAGAAGCAGCUACUAAGAAUUUGCUGCGAAACAUUAAAGAAUCGCGUUUACUUCGAUCGAUUAUUAGCUCAUAAUGCGCUGAAACCACUGCUUAAGCAUCCUACAUAUGAGCACUUCUCAAUUGUCUAUGUCCUCCUCUACGAAUACUUAUUUGGUAAUGGUCUACGUAGAUGCAGCAAAAAGCUUUCUGGUCCGAUUACUGCAUUGAAGGAAGUGAUUUCUCAACAGGCUGCUGAACAGAAAAGUGCAUCUUCAGACUUUUUGGAAACUCCGUUGACUAUAGAACGUUCGUGUCCAAGAUACGCUCGCAUUAACACUUUGAAAUGGCCUAUAGAGGAUGCGGUGAAAGCUUUGUCUGACGACAAUUGGGUGGUCAAGGACAUGUUGGCAGAAGGUAGUUUUGAUAAUUUUAGGAAAUCGAUUGCAAAAAUGGAAAGUAGUGAAGUUUUUCGAGAUCCUCACAUUGGUCAAUUAUUAGUUUUCCAUCCUUGUACUGACUUGCAUGAGUACUGGAUGGUUGAACAAGGGUACUUGUUAUUACAGGAUAAGGCAAGUUGCAUUUCAUCAAUUUUGCUAAAUCCUGCCCCUGGAUCGGAAGUCAUUGAUGUCUGCGCAGCUCCUGGGAUGAAAACUUCUCAUCUUUCCGCUAUAAUGAAAAACGAGGGAAGGAUUUUGGCUAUUGAUAAAGCAACAACUCGAUUAGAGAACAUGCGCAAUAUUCUGGAGAAAGCUGGUGUAACAAACGUAUCACUUCAGUGUGGUGAUUGUUUGCGUUUAAACACUGAUGAUGAGCUGCAUUCUAAAAUUGAAUAUGCAUUGGUUGAUCCACCAUGCAGUGGUUCAGGAAUUGUAAAGCGAUUAGACUCGGUUGUAAACAGCCGUGGUGACAUUUCGCAGAGCCGACUGCGUUCAUUGUCCAAUUUACAGGCUAUGAUUCUGAAACAUACUUUGAAGCUUCCUUCUCUAAAAAGAGUUGUUUAUUCAACUUGCUCUACUUACACAGAGGAGAAUGAGGAAGUUAUUCAAGAGGAUGAAUCGCUGAGUAAAAAAUUCAAGUUAAAACGAAUCUUCCCGUCGUGGGAGUUACGUGGAAGUGCAGACUUUUCGUUUGGUCAAAAAUGUAUGAGGGCUGCUCCCGAAAUCACUUUGACUAAUGGGUUCUUCAUUGCCGUUCUUCAACGAAGAAAAAAAAAAUAA